Molecule: messenger RNA, 554 nt
Organism: Prorocentrum cordatum
Lineage: Eukaryota; Dinophyceae; Prorocentrales; Prorocentraceae
Source: the annotation of a GenBank genome assembly
GAGGCCUUGUGCGCCCACGCGCCCGCGCGGUUCCAGCGGCGGCCGCAGCCGCAGCCGCCAACGGAGGGGAGCGGCCGCGCCAGCCUCCGCAGAGAGGCCUUGGCGGCGUCGGUGGCCACGCCGCUGCGCAAGAGGCAUUCCGAGCCCACCGCGGCAGAGGAGGCGCUGCUGCGGCAGAUCACGCCUGUGAAGCUCGCGAAGGCGGAGGCCAAGAGGCCCCGACACCUCGCGCGGCUUGCCUCGUGCCCGGCGUGCAUAUCGCGAGAGGAUUCCCGAGCUGGCUGGAGAGUGAGCCCGCGGGAGAUCUUCCACAGCCCGCCAGAGAUUCCAGGAGCCCUGCCUCGCAGCAGGUGCGGUCUGACACUGCGGCCGGCGUUGCCCCCGCGCGCUGACGAAUUCGCUCCUUCUCCUCCUCGUCCUCUCUGCUUCCUCGUUCGGGAUUCCUUCGUCUCUUCCUUCUCCUCCUUCUCCUCCUCCGUGGGCCUCCAGACCAGCUCUUUUUACAUCCCUCGGCGCGGGGCCCGCGCGCGCCGAAGAGGGGUGCACGCUUGGUC